This is a messenger RNA of Drosophila albomicans, 891 nucleotides long. Its product is annotated as peptidyl-prolyl cis-trans isomerase G. NCBI's taxonomy places the organism in Eukaryota, Metazoa, Arthropoda, Insecta, Diptera, Drosophilidae. The record is from RefSeq and is a predicted model, not a curated record. Bases 46 to 822 code for a protein of 258 amino acids. The transcript is spliced from 2 exons.
GUCACACUGGUUCGCGCAACUAAUUGUUGUUGUUCUCCAAUUGAAAUGUCUGCUGAGCAGGACGCACUGCGUCUGUUCAUCAUCCAAAGCAAAGAGCGCUUGCAGCAGCUGCUCAAUCGCCUACAAUGGACAGAAGAAGGCGUACUAAAGCAGCAUCGAGUGCCAUCUAAAUUCAAGGAGACUAGCGAGCAGCAGCUACCGCCCAGUUGCAUGAGAACACCACAGCGGAGCGUGCAACUGAGUCAAGACCAACUGCAGCAAUUGCUGGGCAAGCAACACACAGAGACAACGACUAUAAAAAGCGUUGAUGAUUUGCAAAUCAAUUAUAGCACAGAAGAAAAGCUACUGCUCUACGAGCAUGUGUUGGAGCGAACGCCACGACAACGUGAGAGCUUCGAGGAGAACACCAGCUUUGCGCAGCUAGUCGCGGAGACGAAAAGAGCACAUCAAAAGCAGCGGCGUCAUCGAAAGACGAAACCAACUCUGCACGAGCAGCUUCAUCAGCUGGUCGAGUUGCAAAUGCAGGCAAUGAUCAAGCAGCAACGGCAAUUGCUAGACCAAGAGCAGCAGAGGCAGCUACAUGCAACAUAUAACAAUCGCAGACAACGCUCCAGAUCCCGAUCCCGCGAUCGUUCCCGUUUUCUUGAGCAUCACAAGCCACAACAGCGUAGGCAACGCAGUCGCAAUCGCAGCCGCAGUCGAGAGCGACACAAGCAGCAGAAACACCACAGGAAACAUUCCCGAUCUCCCUGUCACUCCCGAGCUCGUUCUCGCUCCCGAUCUCGUUCUCACCGCCGUCAUCACAGAUCACAUCAUAAUUGACUUGAGUGGCUUUAAUAGUUAGCGACAAAAAAAAAAAGAUAUAGCAUUAAAGUAUUUUAUAACGUGUAA